AUGCUCUCGAUCAAAAGCUCUUCUGACUACAAUGAAUUUAUGGCCUUGCGCGCCACUCUUGAGAAAAACAGAACUCAAGAUAUUAGCAAGCUACAAAAGAAACGCGCCUUUACUGUUUGCGAAGAUGCGAUGAUUAAGUUUCUCGCUCAAAGGUACAAUGGUGAUAUUAAUUGGAAGGAAAUUGCUCAGCAAGUACCUGGAAAGACUACGCGCCAAUGUAGGGAACGUUACCAAACUUAUUUAGCCCCUGGUAUUAAUGUUGCACCUUUCACGAGAGAAGAAGACGAGCUUCUCCUUCAAAAGGUUAGUGAAUUAGGAUCAAAAUGGUCUGUUAUUUCUCAAUUUUUUAAUGGUCGUUCAGCAAAUUCUUUGAAAAACAGAUACAACGUGCAUAUAGUACACCGCGGAAGGAAUACAAAACAACACAGUGAAUUUUCUUCUGAUAAUAUGACUAUUCAGCAAGCUCCUCAUGAAAAUAAUAAUUCAGCCUUUAAUCAACCAAUUCGAUAUCCACCAAUCACCAACCUGAUUCAAUAUGCUCUAAGUGUAGAUGGAAAUCCUAUUGAUAUAAAUUCCUACAUUUACAUUCCUCAGAGCUGCAAUUAA
Trichomonas vaginalis G3 is the source of this 606-nucleotide messenger RNA. Its product is annotated as RNA polymerase II transcription regulator recruiting protein. NCBI's taxonomy places the organism in Eukaryota, Parabasalia, Trichomonadida, Trichomonadidae. Gene Ontology annotation, cellular component: nucleus. Gene Ontology annotation, biological process: regulation of DNA-templated transcription. The record is from RefSeq and is a predicted model, not a curated record. Bases 1 to 606 code for a protein of 201 amino acids. The transcript has a single exon. Gene Ontology annotation, molecular function: DNA-binding transcription factor activity, RNA polymerase II-specific; RNA polymerase II cis-regulatory region sequence-specific DNA binding.